GCCGAAGAUGUCGGCUCGGUCAUGUGAUCAGCUGUGGGACAUCUACACAGAUCAUCAGAGCACUGAUGAUCAGUCAGUGCCACCUGCCAGUGCCCAUCAGUGCCAGCUCUGUGCUCAUCCAUGCCACCUGCCAGUGCCCAUCAGUGCCACAUCAGUGCCACAUUUCAGUACCCAUCAGUGCCACAUCAAUGCCUCAUAUCAGUGCCCAUCUGAGCUGCCUUUCAGUGUCACCCAUUAGUGCCAGUCAGUGCCACCUAUCAAUGCCAGUCAGUGCCACCUAUCAGUGCUGCCAAUCAGUGCCACAUAUCAGUGCCAGUCAGUGCCGCCUAUCAGUGUGCAUCAGUGCCGCCUAUCAGUGCCCGUCAUUGCUGCCUAUCAGUGCCGCCUAACAGUGCCAUGCCAGUCAGUGCCGCCUAUCAGUGCCGCCUAUCAGUGCCAUAUAUAAGUGCUGUCUUUCAGUGCCCAUCAGUGAUGCCUGUCA
This is a messenger RNA of Staurois parvus, 481 nucleotides long. NCBI's taxonomy places the organism in Eukaryota, Metazoa, Chordata, Amphibia, Anura, Ranidae. The record is from the annotation of a GenBank genome assembly.